Messenger RNA from Gastrolobium bilobum, 2010 nucleotides. RefSeq names its product probable WRKY transcription factor 21. The record is from RefSeq and is a predicted model, not a curated record. NCBI's taxonomy places the organism in Eukaryota, Viridiplantae, Streptophyta, Magnoliopsida, Fabales, Fabaceae. Gene Ontology annotation, biological process: regulation of DNA-templated transcription. The transcript has 3 exons. Gene Ontology annotation, molecular function: DNA-binding transcription factor activity; sequence-specific DNA binding.
AUUAUAUGUUUUUUUUGUUGUUUUUCUUCUUGCUUCUUUGGACUUUGAUUUAUAUAUAUAUAUAUAUAUAUAUAUAAAUAAAUAUAUAUAGUCUAAAGUUGGAAGCUUUGUAUUCUUAUGUAUGAUGGUUGUGUGAAUUCUCAAGCUAAGCAAAGUCCUAUCUUUCACACCUUUCAAUCUCAAAACUAUGGGAAGAAGAAUCUAGGGUUUGACAGCACCAAGUCCAUCAAGGUCUGUGCUUUGGUGCUUUUUUUCUUUUUUUCUGUUUGAGUUUUUUUGUCACUGGAAAAUUGGGUCCAUUUAUUUUAAGGCAGAUAUGCUGCAAUCUCUUUGGCAGGCACUCUCAGUUGGUUCUGAUUAGCUGGGUCUUUUUUUAUUUUCAAAAAAUUAAACCUUUUUUUUUUUCAAGAACUGAAAUUUUGAAAUCCUUAGUUUUGUGGCUCAUUGUCUGGUGAAAAAUGGGAUUUUUUCCAUCUGGGUAUUUUUAUCUGCCAUAUAUGGCUGAAUGUCUGAUAUAUUUGUAUUAAAAUGGGAUCUUUUGUUAGUAUUCUGGUGUGCUUGGCUUAAUUCUGCCCACUCUGAUUUGGGGACUUAGUUUUUUUUGUUAAAAAAAAUAAAAAAAAUUAACUUUUGAUAGAUAGAGGCUAAUAUGGAAGAGGUUGAACAAGUUAACAAAGCAGCUGUUGAAAGCUGUCAUAGAGUUCUAAGUUUGUUGUCUCAGCCCCGGGAUCAGGUUCAGCAUAGGAAUUUAAUGGUAGAAACUGGGGAAGCUGUGGUGAGGUUCAAGAAAGUUGUUUCCUUGCUUCACAAUGGUUUGGGUCAUGCAAGAGUGAAGAAAUGUAAAAAACUUCAAGUCCCCUUUUCCCAAAGUAUCCUCUUAGACAACCCAAAUUGCCAAACCAAUCAUCACACAAAAAAUCUGCAGUUUCCCCAAAUCAGCUUUCCUGACAGUUCAUUUCAGGAACUGGCCUCAACAGUUAGAAAUUCACUCUCUCUAGGAAACCCAUCUUUGGAAUUGAGCUCCAGUGGGAAAAGUCCUCUUCACCUUACCCAACAAGCUUCAUCAACUCCCUAUCACUUCUUUCAGCAGCAGCAACAACAACAGCAGCAACAACAAAGGUUGUCGCUGCAACAGCAACAAAUGAAACAUCAAGCAGAAAUGAUGUUCCGAAGGAAUAAUAGUGGCAUAAGCCUGAAUUUUGACAGCACUAGCUGCACACCAACAAUGUCAUCUACUAGGUCUUUCAUUUCUUCCUUGAGCAUAGAUGGAAGUGUAGCUAACUUGGAUGGAAGUUCCUUUCAUUUAAUUGGAGCUCCACACUCUUCUGAUCAGAAUUCACAACAGCAUAAGAGAAAAUGUUCUGUCAGAGGUGAUGAGGGAAGCUUAAAAUGUGGGAGCAGUGCUAGAUGCCACUGCUCAAAGAAGAGGAAACAUAGAGUGAAGAGAUCAAUUAAGGUGCCUGCUAUCAGCAACAAACUUGCAGAUAUCCCUUCUGAUGAUUAUUCAUGGAGGAAGUACGGACAGAAGCCAAUCAAGGGCUCUCCUCACCCUAGGGGAUAUUAUAAGUGCAGCAGCAUGAGAGGCUGUCCUGCAAGGAAGCAUGUUGAGAGAUGCUUGGAAGAGCCUACCAUGCUAAUUGUUACCUAUGAAGGAGAGCAUAACCACCCUAAGUUACCAACACAAUCUGCAAAUGCAUGAACUACAUGGAGAGCUUAAACAAGAUCAAGCCCAGCAGUGUGAUUAGCUUGAGAUGCUGCUGUACAUAUUUUAAGUUAUGCAAGCAGGGGAUGUUCUUCUUGGCGCAGAUUUUGUCUUUUGGAUAGUUUGGCUAAUUUAGGGGAUGAAAAUCACUGAUUAAAUGAAGAAAUGUGUAAAAUUGGGUAGUUUCAAUUCGGAAGAACUAUUUUGUCUUUCUUUAGCUGUUAUAAACAUUUCAGGGUUUUCUAAAUGAAUCAAAAGACUUAAAAAAAUGUUAAAAGUUCUUUCAAUUUAGUUCUCCCAGACAAGUU